UAUUUAUUCUUCUUCACUGGUUUAGAUGAAGUUUUUCGGGCUGCUCCUAGUGGCCGCUGGUGCGAUGUCCGUGGCCGACGGAGCCAACAUCCUGGGCGUGUUCCCGAUCAAUGGCCGCAGCCACUGGGCCGUGUAUGAGAGCGUGAUGAAAGCGCUUGCGGCCCGUGGCCACAACGUGACUGUCAUCUCGGCAUACUCGGAGAAGACGCCGUUGCCCAACUACACUGUUAUCGACGUGUCCAAAACGUUCCCGUCCGCGGUAAACCAGAUUGGCAUCGACAUAGUGCUCAACUACUUGUCCAGCGUGUUUAUGAACCAGUGGUUUAUCGCCGACCACCAGAUGAAGCUGUGCCGAGAAGGUCAGAAGUUGCCGGAAGUCCAAGCGCUGCUCAAGAGCGACAUCAAGUUCGACGCGGUUUUCACAGAAAUCUUUGGAGCUGAUUGCGAUGUCGGUUUUGCAUAUCAUUUCAAGGCACCACUUUUGUCCAUUAUGUCCAGCUCACAUCUACCAUGGAGUUACGACCGUGUGGGUGGCCCUGACAACCCAUCCUAUAUACCAACGAUCGUGACUAGAGCGGUGGGAAAGAUGAACUUCCAAAUGCGUAUGAUCAACACCUUGUAUUACAUUUACUUCAAAUUGGCGUGGAUAUAUUACAGCGAGUGGCCUGCCGACAAGUUGCUGAAGGAGAACUUCGGACCGGACGUGCCGUACAUAAACGAUAUAGUGUACAACACGUCCAUGGUGUUCGUGAACGGACACUUUUCAUUGGAUGGACCCCGACCACUGGUGCCAAACAUGGUGGAAAUCGGUGGUGUACACAUCAAGCCACCGAGACCCUUGCCCAAGGACAUAUUGAAGUUUAUCGAAGAUUCACCCAAUGGAGUAAUGUUUUUCACCUUUGGUUCUUUGAUGCGUAUGUCUACACUGCCAAAACACGUAUUGCAAAUGUUCAAAGAGGUGUUUGCCAAGCUACCCAUUAGAGUGCUGUGGAAAUAUGAAGAAGAUAUGCCGGACAAGCCCGACAACGUGUACAUAAGCAAAUGGAUGCCUCAACGAGACAUUCUGGAACAUCCCAAAACUCGAUUGUUCAUGACCCACGGUGGACUUUUGGGCAUUAUGGAGGCCGUGUAUACUGCUACGCCGAUUAUAGGUGUUCCGUUUUUUUUCGAUCAGCCUAGAAACAUAUUGAAACUAGUCGAACAGGGUUCUGGUAUAUUGUUGGAAUACGAAACGAUGAACAGUGAUAUUUUAUACGACGCUAUAACAAAGAUAGUGGGAAAUGAAAGUUAUGCUUUAAAUGCCAAAAAACUAUCGAACAGAUUCAAAGACAGGCCGAUGAACGCAACGGAAUCCGCCGUUUAUUGGACGGAAUACGUGAUAAGGCACAAAGGGGCGAAACAUUUGAGGACUGCGGCCGUCGGAAUGCCAUGGUGGAAGUACUACUUGGUCGACGUCAUUAGUUUUAUCUUGUUGGUAAUUUUCAGUGUGCUGUACACAAUUUACUUUGUACUGAAAACCAUUUACAAAAAAUUGUGUAAAAAACCGUCACCCAAAAAAAAGGAGAAGAAGAAUUAAAAA
Messenger RNA from Sipha flava (yellow sugarcane aphid), 1579 nucleotides. RefSeq names its product UDP-glucuronosyltransferase 2B10-like. Gene Ontology annotation, molecular function: UDP-glycosyltransferase activity. Lineage: Eukaryota; Metazoa; Arthropoda; Insecta; Hemiptera; Aphididae. The coding region runs from base 26 to 1576 and encodes 516 amino acids. The transcript has 3 exons. The record is from RefSeq and is a predicted model, not a curated record.